This is a messenger RNA of Ostrea edulis (European flat oyster), 1350 nucleotides long. Its product is annotated as CTTNBP2 N-terminal-like protein. Bases 225 to 785 code for a protein of 186 amino acids. The transcript has 4 exons. The record is from RefSeq and is a predicted model, not a curated record. Lineage: Eukaryota; Metazoa; Mollusca; Bivalvia; Ostreida; Ostreidae.
UACUUAUUAAUUUCCUCUUUGAGUCACGUGACUGUUUCUGAAGAUGAUUACUUUGGAACAAUGACAAAUUUCUGAAUUGUUUACGUUCUUUGGGGUGGAAAGACGUAUUACUGCAGCUGUAAUUGAAAUAUCCUAAUUAUAAAUUCCAGCCAUGUAAGUCUUAGAUGUGAACUUUUGCGGAAAACGAAAUUCAAAGUGGUUUUACUGGAGAGAAAGCAACGAAAAUGGCGUCAUCGAGAAAUGUGAAGCAACCUCCAGGAGCAGGGAUGUAUGAUCCUGCAAGUAAACUCCAGUCAAACACUCUCAAGAGACACCCGAAGAUGGACUUGAACAAGACAGACCUAUUGAGGUUACUCAGUUACUUAGAAGGAGAGCUUCAGGCUCGUGAUAUUGCCAUAGCCACCAUGAAGGCUGAGAAAGCAAAGCAACUGUUGUAUCAGGCGAAGUAUGGACGAUUUGGGCUUGGAGAUCCAUUCUCAGCACUGCAAAGAGAUUCCGAUAACCUAAAAGACAACACCUUUGAUGAGUCUGCCAUUAAGUCAAUGUAUGACAAUCAGUUAGCUCAGCUGGAGAAUCUGAUAGCGACACAGAGGAAAGCUCAGCUGAAAAUGAGGGAGCAGUUGUCAGUGGCUGAGAAACGAUACCACAAGGUUUGUAAUGAGUUGGAGGAUGAGAAGAGGAAGCACGCCCAGGACACCGCUCAAGGAGAUGAUGUGACGUACAUGCUAGAAAAAGAAAGGGAGAGACUCAAACAGGAGGUAAGUAGAAAUCCAAAGAGACAAUAACUCAUCAGACUAUCAAGAGGUGAAGGCACACUAGGGUUGAUUAGGAAAUGGGAAGAAUAUAGAAGGAGUUAGGUACCAAUGUUUUACUGUGAUUCAAAGCCAAAUGAAGAGAAAUUUUUAAACAUAUAUCUGGAACUGGAUAUAAACACUGUAAACCAGACUUUUCAGUGCUCAACACAAAGUUUUAUAAGAUUUAGAUCGGUAGAUUAAAAUUUUACUACACUUGACCUCAACAUCACUGUACCUGACCUCAACAUCACUGUACCUGACCUCAACAUCACUGAACCUGACCUCAUUAUCACUAGACCUGACCUCAAUAUCACUUGACCUGACCUCAACAUCACUGUACCUCACCUCAACAUCACUAGACCUUACCUCAUUAUCACUAGACCUGCCCUCAAAAUCACUAGACCUGACCUCAUUAGUGGUGACGUCUCAAUAUGAGUGAAAUAUUCUCGAGAGGGACGUAAAACAAUAUACAAUCAAUCAAUCUCUCUCCCACACCAUACAUGUAGAAGCAGGUUUUUUUGCAAAAGUCACCCACCAUCGAAUUAAUAUCCCACCA